Molecule: messenger RNA, 2501 nt
Organism: Phycomyces blakesleeanus NRRL 1555(-)
Lineage: Eukaryota; Fungi; Mucoromycota; Mucoromycetes; Mucorales; Phycomycetaceae
Exons: 5
Coding region: 34-2415 (793 amino acids)
Biological process (GO): translational initiation
Cellular component (GO): eukaryotic translation initiation factor 3 complex
Molecular function (GO): translation initiation factor binding; translation initiation factor activity; RNA binding
Source: RefSeq, a predicted model, not a curated record
CUGUGGGAUUCUCUUUUAUUGAGUUAUUUAAAUAUGUCUCGAUUCUUCCGUUCUGCGUCUGACAGCGAGUCUGACAGCGAGUCAUCCGACAACGAAUCCUACAUCUCCGAUGAUGACCACGAGUCCACUGAUGACGAAGUCGAACAAGAAGAGCUUGGAGAAGCCCAGCCCAAGAAAUCGCGCUUCUUGAAAGGUACUGGGAGUGAUUCCGAUUCCGGAGACGACGAAUUUAGCCGUAAACGCCAAGUCAAGUCUCAAAAGGACAAACGUCUUGAUGAAAUGGAAAACUCGAUCAAGGCCAUCGAGAGUGGUCAAAAGAACAAUGACUGGGGACGCAUCUUGGCUGAAUUCGAUAAACUCUCUCUCCAUGUAACCAAGGCUGUCACUGGAUUCGAUAGUAUUCCUGUUCCCAAAGGUUACAUCAAAACUAUUGUCGAUAUCGAUGCGCUCUUGCAAGAAUCGAAAAACAGCAAGAAGAAACUUAAUGUCACCAACAGCAAGGCAAUGAACGUGAUGAAACAAAAGAUGAAAAAGAUCACCAAACAGUAUGAAGAUCUUGUUGCCGAAUACAACAAGGAUCCUGAAGCUUUCAUGGAAGAAGAAGAAGAAGAAGAAAUUAUCGAAGAAAAGCCCGAGCCAGUCAAGGCACCUGUUGCUCAGAUCAUAGAUGAGGAAGAAGAUGAUGGUUUCACAUCAGUUGGCAAGGGCGGUAAGCGUAUGGUUGAGCUUACAGCCGAUAAUUUCUUCUCGACUCUCAAGGAAGUUCUUGAAAACCGUGGUAAAAAGAACACCAAUCGCGAUGACCAGAUUGUAACUCUUCAGCGCCUGUUGAAGAGUGCUCGUUCACCUUUCCAAAUUAUCUCUGUUCUUUUGCUACUCAUCUCUUCUCGCUUCGAUAUUAACCUCAGCAUGGCUGGAUUUUUGCCUGUUCCUGUGUGGAAGGCUGCCGAAAAAGAGUUGAACUUGCUUUUGGAGACUUUGGAAAAGAACCCUCAAUUUGUGGUCCGUGAAGAUGCAGAACCUCUUGACGAAGACGACAAGGAUAUCACUCCUGCCCCUGGACAAGUGGUUGCAUUGCGCGGCUCUAUCGUCAGCUUUAUCGAGCGUCUUGACGAUGAAUUCACAAAGUCUCUGCAAAACAUUGACCAACACAGCACAGAUUACAUUGAUCGCCUGAGAGAUGAGCCUCAAUUAUAUACCAUGUUGGUCCGUGUCCAGAUCUAUGGUGAGAAAUACAACAUGGAUAACACUGUCUCUAGAGUCGUGAUGCGUCGCAUUGACCAUCUUUACUUCAAGCCUGAUGUUGUUAUUCGAUCCAUCGAAUCUUCAGCCGCCAAUUUAUUGUCAAAGAACCUGGUUUCAAAAAUCAUUACUUCUGAAGAACCAUCUGAAUUGAUCCAUCAGUUGUGUGCUUAUCUGUACCGUCAAAAGGCAUCUGCCUUGCGUACACGCGCCAUGCUGUGCCACAUUUACCACAUUGCUCUCCACAAACAGUUCUACACUGCACGCGACAUGCUGCUGAUGUCCCAUCUUCAGGAGUCGAUCCACCAGGCAGAUAUCACCACCCAAUUGCUCUACAACCGUGCCAUGGUACAGAUUGGCUUGUGUGCAUUCCGCGAAGGACUUAUCAAGGAAGCCCACGCCGCUCUUCAAGAGAUCCAGGGAUCUGGACGUGUUAAGGAAUUGCUUGGUCAGGGUAUCCAGACCCCUCGCUAUGGCCAACAGACUGCACCCGAGGUUGACCAGCUUGAACGCCAGCGCCAGUUGCCUUUCCACAUGCACAUUAACCUUGAAUUGCUCGAGUGUGUGUUUUUGACUUGCUCUAUGCUGUUGGAAAUUCCUGCCCAGGCACAGGCUGGUCCCAAUACCAAGAAGUAUAUCUCCAGACCAUUCAAGCGCCUUUUAGACUACAAUGAGCGUCAGCCCUUCUCAGGUCCUCCUGAGAACACUCGCGACCACAUUAUGAGUGCAGCAAAGGCAUUGGCCUCUGGUGAGUGGGAACGUGCACGUGACUCUAUUUUGGCCAUCAAGGUGUGGGAUCUGAUGCAGGACACCGAGGCAAUCAAGGAGAUGCUUGUCCAGAAGAUUCAGGAAGAAGGUCUGCGCACCUAUUUGUUCACUUACGCACCUUACUACUCUACCAUUGGUUUGGAACAGCUUGCCAGUAUGUUUGCUCUUGAGCCUACUCGCGUGUCUGCCAUUGUUGCCAAACUUAUUCUUAACGAAGAACUUUCGGCUUCUCUGGAUCAAGUCUCCAAGGUUAUUGUUUUACACCAAGUUGAGCUUUCUCAACUCCAGGUCCUUGCUCUCCAGUUUGCUGACAAGGCAGCAUCCAUGGUUGAUCAGAACGAACGUCUGUCGACUGGCGGUAGAGAAAACCAAAAGAACCACACACACCAUCACCACCACUCUUAGGUCCACUUUCCUCAAUAUCCUCAAAACCUUUUUUUUUCCUUCCCCCUUUUUCUGUAUAAUAAAAAAAAGCGCGUUGUUUUUAUAUU